UGUCGAAAAGCUAACAAUUCGAUCCAACGAACAAUUUUGCAUUCCCACUAUGUUCAAUCGCAGUGCCGAUGCCAUUCGCAGUUCGACAAGCAUUUUAUAUUUGUUGUUCUCAUUACAAUUUUUGCAUUUAUGUUACACGCUAUGUCUCGACGAUAAAUAUCGUCCACAACUUCACUACAGUCCAUCAAAGCAUUGGAUGAACGAUCCCAAUGGGCUGAUAUACCUAGACGGAGAAUAUCACCUAUUUUACCAGUACAAUCCCAAUGCAACAGUUUCUGGACAAGUGUAUUGGGGCCAUGCUAUUUCAACGGAUUUGGUCCAUUGGACAGAGUUACCCAUUGCCCUUAGUCCAAAUGAUAUAAUAGACGUAGAGCCAGUAUCUUUGUUCAGUGGAUGUGCAGUUUUAGAUGCAAAGAAUUCUUCAGGCUUGCAAACCGGGAGCAUUACUCCGAUGAUUUUAUUUUUUACUCAGGCAACGACGAAAAAGCAACAACAAAGCAUCGCCGUAAGUAAUGAUCGUGGUAGAACAUUCGAAAUGUAUUCUAAAAAUCCGGUUAUACCGAAUGAUGACGAAAAAGUUCCGGAUUUUCGAGAUCCGAAAAUCUUUAACUGGAAGGAUAAAUGGAUAAUGAUGGUGGCCGCUGGCGAUAAAAUUCAAUUCUUAGAGUCGGAUAACCUACUGAAUUGGAACUCGAUAAGUGAAUUCGGUGCAAGACCGCUGCAAGGAUCACAUGGCGGUGUGUGGGAGUGUCCUGACCUGUUGCCAUUUACCGUUAAUGGUCAGAGGGUGUAUGUUCUUUUAGUUAGCAUUAACCCUGGCGGACCCAAUCAAGGAUCUGCAACUCAAUAUUUUGUGGGCUCGUUCAAUGGAAAGCAGUUCCUUAAGUCAGUACUCUACCAACCACUUUGGUUGGACUGGGGACCCGACAAUUAUGCAGGUGUAUCGUGGUUUAACGAACCAAACAAUAGGAGUCUGUUGAUCGCUUGGAUGAGUAAUUGGGAUUACGGGAAAUUUUUACCAACGAGCGCUUGGAGGGGACAAAUGACACUGCCUAGAGUUUUAAAUGUGCAACGGUUAGAUGGUAGACUUCGUUUGCAGUCUCAACCAGCGGCUGAAGUUGACUCAUUACGAAUUUCUUCGCAAUUUUUCGAAACCACCCAGCCACUUUCGAUAAGAACAGGUCACGAUUUUACUAACGAUUUAGGUUUUAGGAAUUCCCUAUUGGAGGUUGACGUUCUGAUCGACACACAACUCAUGUUUAGUGAUUCAUUAGCCUAUUUGCGUCUGUGCUUGUUCAAUGAUCUGGCCGAGGAAGUUUGCGUGGGAUAUAGUUUUGGAUCGAACGAAAUUCAUUUGGACAGAAGCAUGUCUGGUGAUACCUCAUUCUACUCCGAGUUCGCUGCGGUAGCUACAGCCAAUCGAGAAUCGAAAAACAGAUAUCUUCAAAUGAAAGUCUAUCUGGAUGUGUCGUCGAUUGAAGUUUUUGUGGACGGUGGCUUUACUACCAUGACUGGUUUAUUCUUCCCUACCGAAGCGUUCACCCGUGUGAAAGUUGAAUUCAACUCAGCUAAAGGUAUCAACCAGUUGACGCUUCUUUCAGCCACGAUUCGUGGAUUGAAAUCAAUUUAUGAUUGCUGAAUGUUGGUUGCGAAAUUGGCUCGCGUAAUUUCCUUAAAAAAUAAAUUUGCUGCUUAUGACAC
Molecule: messenger RNA, 1701 nt
Organism: Bradysia coprophila
Lineage: Eukaryota; Metazoa; Arthropoda; Insecta; Diptera; Sciaridae
Product: levanase-like
Biological process (GO): sucrose catabolic process
Cellular component (GO): cytoplasm
Molecular function (GO): sucrose alpha-glucosidase activity
Source: RefSeq, a predicted model, not a curated record